This is a messenger RNA of Gamsiella multidivaricata, 699 nucleotides long. RefSeq lists its product as uncharacterized. Bases 1 to 699 code for a protein of 232 amino acids. The transcript has a single exon. Gene Ontology annotation, molecular function: voltage-gated proton channel activity. NCBI's taxonomy places the organism in Eukaryota, Fungi, Mortierellomycota, Mortierellomycetes, Mortierellales, Mortierellaceae. The record is from RefSeq and is a predicted model, not a curated record. Gene Ontology annotation, biological process: proton transmembrane transport. Gene Ontology annotation, cellular component: plasma membrane.
AUGCCCUCCACCGCCUUGGCACCGGUGCAACAGCAGGCCCCACCGCUCCCGUCCCCACAUAACCCCACCCUUGCCAUCCCCAUGGGCAACGCCGACAUCCCUGACGAACCAACCUCGCAGCUUCCAAGUGGCCCUAUCCUUCAGAAAUCUCGCCUCCAAAGAAUACGACGCCGGAUCGGUAUAACAAUAGAGGCCAAAGCUGCACACAUCAUCAUCCUUAUCCUCACCCUUGCCGAUAUCGCACUCAUCAUACUCCAGAUUGGGGCCAGCCUAUUGCACUUGGAUGAAACCGAAGAGGAGACCUGGUUCAUCGCCCUAUUCGGCCAUCUGUCCCUGGCGAUCGUGUCUAUGUUCAUGCUCGAGAUCCUGCUCAAACUGUUUGCAUUUGGUCCACGAUACUUUUGGCGAGGAACACGACACGGUGUCCUACAUCUCAUCGAUGCCAUGAUCAUUAUCACCUCAUUCAUGCUGGAGAUCUUUUUGCAUGGUGCUGCAGAGGAGCUUACCGCUCUUCUGAUUCUCUUCCGUCUCUGGCGCGUGGUGAAGCUGACAGGCACAGUUGCACUGGAGGUAUCAGAGCAUGACGAGGCGCGUGCCGCGGCCCUGGAGGCCAAGAUUCAACAUCUGGAACGGGAACUGGAGGAGUAUCGACUAAAAGUGAGCCGGCUGGAAAGGUUCAAUGAUCUCCAAGGGCAAUAA